AUGGAGCCCGAGAGCUGCCUGCCUUAUGGCGCGGGUCCCGGUGCUUACCCAGCGGCGGCCGACAAGCCCCCGGGACCUCCGCCUCACCUGCACCCAGCUCCGCUCCCCGGGCCCCGGAUUGCUCGCUACGCGACGGCCUGCGGAACCCUGGAGCCCUAUUCCCCGGAGGCGGCCAAGCCCCCCAAGUACCUGCAGGAGCCCGGGCCUGGGCCGACCCUCAACGGCAGGCGCUUUUACGAAGCCCCUGCGGAAGCAGAAGACAAGGUCUCCAAAGUCACCAGCUUCCACCCACUGCCUCUAGACUGUCCAGGAGGCCCCUUGGAGGGACCCCCAGAGCUGAGAGGCUCACCAGUACCCUGUCUGGCCAGGCUCCGGGGACCUCUGAGCCCCCAGCUCACUGACUCAAUGGAACUGCCCAAGAGCAAAAACAAGAAACGGAGGAACCGAACCACGUUCAGCACCUUCCAACUGGAAGAGCUGGAGAAGGUUUUCCAGAAGACCCAUUACCCUGACGUGUAUGCAAGAGAGCAGCUGGCUCUCCGGACCGACCUGACUGAGGCCAGGGUACAGGUCUGGUUCCAGAACCGAAGAGCUAAAUGGAGAAAACGGGAGAGAUACGGGAAGAUCCAGGAAGUGAGGAACCCCUUCACAGCCACUUAUGACAUUUCAGUUCUGCCCAGGACAGACAGCUACCCCCAGCUGCAGAGCAACCUGUGGCCCAGUCCCGGGUCGGGGAGCCCAGGAGGCCCCUGUCUGAUGUCCCCAGAUGGGAUUCCAUCCCCAUGCACAUCACCCUACUCCCAUUCCCACAGUAAUGUGGCUGGUUUUAUGGGUGUGCCAGCCUCCCCGGGACCUCCCCCGGGCAUCUAUUCCAUCCAUGGAUUCUCCCCAGCUCUGGGGGGCCACAGUUUUGAGACAGCACCUGAAGGUGACUACAAGUCUCCCAGCCUGGUUUCCCUGAGGAUGAAGCCCAAAGAGCCGCCUACCCUCCUCAACUGGACCACGUGA
Molecule: messenger RNA, 1008 nt
Organism: Dromiciops gliroides (monito del monte)
Lineage: Eukaryota; Metazoa; Chordata; Mammalia; Microbiotheria; Microbiotheriidae
Gene: ALX3
Product: ALX homeobox 3
Exons: 4
Coding region: 1-1008 (335 amino acids)
Biological process (GO): regulation of transcription by RNA polymerase II
Molecular function (GO): RNA polymerase II transcription regulatory region sequence-specific DNA binding; DNA-binding transcription factor activity, RNA polymerase II-specific
Source: RefSeq, a predicted model, not a curated record